Messenger RNA from Gavia stellata (red-throated loon), 314 nucleotides. RefSeq names its product selenoprotein K (gene SELENOK). NCBI's taxonomy places the organism in Eukaryota, Metazoa, Chordata, Aves, Gaviiformes, Gaviidae. The record is from RefSeq and is a predicted model, not a curated record. Gene Ontology annotation, biological process: endoplasmic reticulum calcium ion homeostasis; calcium ion transport. The transcript is spliced from 4 exons. Gene Ontology annotation, cellular component: endoplasmic reticulum membrane; Golgi apparatus.
CGGGGCAGCGCCCGCGGCCCGCCGCGAUGGUGUACAUCUCCAACGGACAAGUUUUGGAUAACCAGAGUCGGGCUCCUUGGCGUUUGUCAUCUAUAACAGAUUUCUUCUGGUCGAUAGCAGAUUUUGUGGUUCUGUUUUUCCAGAGCAUUAUUCAACCAGAUUUGAGAAGAAGAGGCUACACAUCUUCCUCCUAUUCAGGAUACAAUGAUGGAAGAGGGCCUCCAACACAUCCUCGCCGAAGGAUGGGUCGAAUAAAUCACUGGGGUGGAGGCCCCAGUCCACCACCAAUGGCUGGAGGUGGAUGAGGAAGGUAA